Molecule: messenger RNA, 1421 nt
Organism: Oryza sativa Japonica Group (Japanese rice)
Lineage: Eukaryota; Viridiplantae; Streptophyta; Magnoliopsida; Poales; Poaceae
Product: O-methyltransferase 1, chloroplastic-like
Biological process (GO): methylation
Molecular function (GO): methyltransferase activity
Source: RefSeq, a predicted model, not a curated record
AGGCAGCGAAACACCGAUGGAGAGCAACUGUCCACACACAUGCCCGUCCUGCCAUGGCUCGCGGCGGCGGCGACGACGCCCGUGCGCCGGUCGCCGCCGCUCCCCGCUACUCCGCGUGCCCUGCUCCGACUGCCGGCCUCUUCCUUCCCUCCCUGGAGCAACUGCGCGAAGAGCGGGCUCCCGCCGCGGGGGCCAUUCGCCACCGCCGCUGACACCCCCCUCGGGGGUUCGCUCCCUGAGCCCGAGGAGGAGCGCGACACGCUCCUCGACGGCGCGCUCCGGGCCGCACGAUUCCGCGACGAGGAGUCCCGCCGCCCAGAUCCUCUUUUUAUUGACCCAUAUGCAGCUGUUCUACUUUCACUUGAUGUGGCAAGUGAAGAUAAAGAUCUUCUAGCUUUACAUUUAAUGCCAAGUGCAGAACAUUAUAGGCUAGUGACCAGAUAUAUUGAUGACAAAUUGCAACAUUUCAUAAGCAAUUCAGAUGAUCUUAGACAGAUUGUUCUGUUGACAGAUGGAAUGGACACUCGUCCUUACAGGCUAAGCUGGCCAAGGUUGUCUGUUGUGUAUGAUGUAUCACCUAGAAGAGUCUUCAUUACUGCAUCACAGCAACUCAGAGGAGCCGGAGCAAAAAUAUCACGGAACUGUGUUGUACUUCAUACUUCUUCAGAGUCUCCUGACUUGCAAGCGGGCUUGAAUAAAAAUGGCUUCAAUGGGAAUAGGCCGAGCUUGUGGGUACUGCAGGGUUUACCUUUGUUCACUUUUAAAAGCUUGGAGGACCUUUUGCUUGUCAUUGGCAAUUUAGCAAUGAAAGGGAGUAUCUUUAUAGGGGAGGUGCCACGUUUUACGCAGUGGGGAGCAGCAACAGACAUGGCCUCAGAGCAAGACAGGCUGGAAAACCUUUUCUUUACUCAGGGUUUUCGUGUCAGCUUUGUUCACUAUGAAGAAGUGGCAAAGGAUGUUGGCUUAGGUCUAGACUCUCCACCGGAAAUACAUGGUAGAGCUAUUUUUAUUGCAGAACAGCUGCGUUUCUCAGAUGCUCAGAUGGAGAGCUUCCGGAUGCAUUUUGAAAGAAUAGAGGAUGAUGCCGAUGAAGACGGAUUCGAGGAACUUUAGUCCAAUCUAUGAUGCUUGAUGGCUCUUGAAAAAUGAUGCUCGAUGUACUUGAAACUUGAGAAUGUUUUUGACUUGUGUGGGAUUGGGAAUAUACCCUGGAAAGAGAGAGCCUGUAAAUGUAUGCAUUAGAUUGUAUUCUUCAAAACAGAUGUAUGCAUUAGAUUCUUGCGAGCAGAAAGUUUCCGUAUGGAAACAUGUAAUAAUCGGCAUGUUUUUCUGUCACCAUUUAUAUGGCUAUAUGUUUACUGGGAUGUCUCAGAUAUCUGUGAUUGCCACAUAUUUAUGAAUCAAAUUUCUUACAAAGAAUA